Colletotrichum abscissum is the source of this 1251-nucleotide messenger RNA. RefSeq lists its product as uncharacterized. The transcript has 4 exons. The record is from RefSeq and is a predicted model, not a curated record. Lineage: Eukaryota; Fungi; Ascomycota; Sordariomycetes; Glomerellales; Glomerellaceae. Bases 1 to 1251 code for a protein of 416 amino acids.
AUGCCAAUUAUCGACAUGCUUCCACGUUUGAUGACUGCAGGGUUUCUGAGGGACAACAAAUCCGGGUCGGUAAGGCGCAUCCAUGUUCCCAGGAAAACGGGAUGGAAUCAAGCCGGCCAGUGCAAGGUACCACUACGUGCCACGAGCAUGAAACAUUGGUGGAUGCUCAAGUCACUGAACACUGCCCACACCCGUCCUAGCAUCUGGGUGGCAGCCCUUGGCAAGGUUGGGGUUCAUCGGGGCUGUACGGUUUUUUUCGCAGUGCGGAGACAAUUCGAGUUCCCCAUGGCUUCCAUGGGUGCCUCGUGUGAGCUGCCCCGGCCGGCGACCCAUGAUGCGGAAUGCUUUGUUAUCCAGGAGCUCGACGUGUCGUACUCUGUGCAGAGGCUUGAGACCGCCGUGGCAAAGGUCGGCACUAGUCUUUUGUCUCAUCGUGGCCCGGUGCUUGGUGGCAUGAGGACUGAGGACGAAAAGAGGCAUCUAACCACCAGAACUUUGGUCUCCACCUGCCGCACAUACAUUUCCCAAGGGGCCGGUUGCACCAAGAUCAAGUCUCGGGCUGGGCCAUUUCGAACUCUGGCCAUCGACUGGAUGGAAUACGCCUCUAGAGAGCGGUGCCGCGACGUGGUGCCUCUAGCGUGCGAUGACUAUGACCGAACGGCUCUGGAACCCUUCCAACGUCUGAACCCUUGGACCAGCCAACAAACCCGCCAGCCCGGAUUGGCAUGGCAUCACAGACAAGAGACUCAGUCACGCCGCUUGGGUCGUGGAACUCUAUUUGGGCCGUCCCGAUUCUUCGAAACUCGAUGUUUUUGCCGCGUGUCGUGGCCGGUGGUCGGACGGCUGUUCUCAACGAAGACUUUGAACCACCAGCCCACCUUGUUGUCUCUGCCAGUCGAACAUGUACGAUGCAAGCUGUCCCGCACACUGGAACUUGGAGGCUUGACAAGAUUGAGCUGCCCCGAUGCCGUUUUGGGACACGAUGCCGCGAACAAGAUGCUGACACGCAUCGUCGUCCCAAGGAAGGGCGGGAGGAAUAGCAACAUUAGUGGCCGUCACGAAGACAUGGAUCGGUACAGAUUCUCUCUCCGGCCCGUACAUGAUCCCAUUACCUUUGAGGAGGCACAGGCGCCGUCGUAUGGUUCGAGGUCGCUAUAUCCAGUCAACAGUGCUACCCACACUCCAGGCACCGCCUGGAACAGCGCGAUAUGGGGUGACUGCAGGACAUCCAAUGUCAUGUCCAACCUCUAA